This is a messenger RNA of Daldinia caldariorum, 788 nucleotides long. RefSeq lists its product as uncharacterized. The record is from RefSeq and is a predicted model, not a curated record. The transcript has 2 exons. NCBI's taxonomy places the organism in Eukaryota, Fungi, Ascomycota, Sordariomycetes, Xylariales, Hypoxylaceae. Bases 196 to 747 code for a protein of 183 amino acids.
CGAGACUUGGGAAAACAGGAAACCGGUCACCAAAAAGGUCCUUUGCCAACAGUUUCCAGGUGUGCAACUUAUUGUAUAUCGCCUCAACAACUGCUAUCUUCAUAGAUUUACGUAUUGUUUUUUCUUUCUUUCAAUUCCUGAGCCUUUACAAUCCUAUAUAUAACCUAUAAUUGUACACCAUAUUUUCGAACAAGUAUGCUUUUGACAUCGUCGCAGGUCUCGGUCGUACUCUCGUCAGGAAUCGUUAUCUUGUGCACGGCGGCAUUGUUUCUCAGCGGCUAUGUAAUCCAACAACGAACACUGCGCGACCUACGAGCAGCCAUCAAGCCCACCCGGAUACCCAGGCCGAGCCCCAAGGUCUACCACCCCGACCACCUCAGCUCACCCAGCCACCUAGAAGAUACGAUAAGCGAUUCGCGGCUGCCACACCGCCGUAGACAAUAUAGCGCAGAAGAAGGAGGAGGAGGAGGAGGAGGAGGAGAAGAUGUCGUUAUCGUGAGACCCACCGUGUCUGAUGGAAAACUAGAGCAGAAACAGCCGGCUAUGCCGGAGAGGGACGAUGCUACUGCUGGGGCACAGGUGGGGACACCGAACGAUGUGGAAGAACCUUCAGAAGAGAAUAAGAAGAAGAAGAAGUCUGAGGAGAAACCGAUUAGUAGAGCGGAAAGGAGGCGCAAGAUCAAAGAGGAGAUACGGCAGUUGUCGGAGGGCCAGGAACGAGUAUAUUAUCAACGACGACUAUGGUGACUCGUUACCUCUUACGAUUUUAUUUUAUGCUGUUCUCUUGA